Ornithorhynchus anatinus (platypus) is the source of this 1071-nucleotide messenger RNA. RefSeq names its product vomeronasal 1 receptor ornAnaV1R3220. Gene Ontology annotation, cellular component: membrane. Gene Ontology annotation, biological process: G protein-coupled receptor signaling pathway. Gene Ontology annotation, molecular function: pheromone receptor activity. Lineage: Eukaryota; Metazoa; Chordata; Mammalia; Monotremata; Ornithorhynchidae. The record is from RefSeq and is a predicted model, not a curated record. The coding region runs from base 142 to 1071 and encodes 309 amino acids. The transcript has 2 exons.
AAAGCAACUACUAUAUAGUGCCACUACCUUGAUCUUCCAAAGACUAAUGGCCAUUAAGCUGAUCUCCAAACUAGCAGGAGCAAUCUGGAUGGUCACAAAUUCCCAGAAACUUAUUGAAGUUUUGCCUGAGAAGCUGUAUGAAUGGAUGCCAGUGAGAUCUCCUUCAGGAUUAUAAUGCUGCUACAGAUCUGCAUUGGGGUCUCAGUGAAUGGAUUCCUCCUGCUGUUUUACAUUAGCAUUGCAUCUGCCAGACACAAGUUAAGUUCUUCAGAUUUGAUCAAUGCUCACUUAACCCUGUCUAACUCCAUAAUUCUUCUCACUGGGGGAAUCCCAGAUGCCUUGUCAAUUUGGGGUCUGAGAAAUUUUUUGGAUGAUAUUGCUUGUAAAAUCCUCAUUUACCUUUAUCGAGUAUCCCGGGGCCUGGCCAUCUGCACCACCUGCCUCCUGAGUGUCUUCCAGGCUGUCACGAUCAGCCCCACCACCUCCCUGUGGGCAGGGCUCAAAGCUAAAUUACCCAAGUGCAUCCUCCCAUCCUGUUUCAUUUUAUGGAUCUUCAACCUCCUCAUCGAUGUCAGUGCCCCAAUAUCUUUGACUGGCCCCAGGAACAGAAGCAGUGUACAAAUCAUUUUUGACCUUAAAUAUUGCUCAAUAGUCCCUGUUAGCACAGAAACCACCAUAUUAAAUGUGGCAGUUUUGGCUACCUGGGAUAUGUUGUUUGUGGGUCUCAUGAGUGUGUCCAGUGGCUACAUGGUGCUUGCUCUUCACAGGCACCACAGGCAGGUCCAAUAUCUCCACAAACCCAGCCAAUCUCAAAGUGCAAUGCCAGAGGUCAGAGCAGCCAAGAGAGUCAUUGCCCUGGUGACACUCUAUGUUCUCCUCUAUGGGAGACAAUCAAUCAUGUUGAGUGUUUUAUUAAACAUGAAAGAAAAUUCUCCUCAGCUAGUGACUAGUCACAUGGUGUUGUCAUUCACUUUCUCAGCAGUUAGUCCAUUCCUGCUUAUUCAUAAUGACAGAAGAACAAGAACAUACUGGAAAAGGCUAUCUCCAGUGUCCAACUUAGGUCCUUCUUAG